GUUACGCAAGCCACACUGAGGAGGAGGCUCCUUUGCUUUUCGGAGCACGUUACGCUUUCCGGCGCAUGGCUACUCCUGCGUCGUCACCCAUUGAUCAGAAUGGCGACGGAGAGCUUGAAUUUCAGUUUCCAGGGGCUGCGGCGUAGCUUGAAUGUCUCCUUGUCGCAGUAUGAGCCUGUCCUGCUGGUAUUGGCGUCCGUGGCUACGUGGAUCGCGCUCUCGGUGACAAGCUCGACUUUGGGUGCUGUCUACGGUAGCUUCAGCGAGAAAGGAUUUAUUGGUUCGAUUUCGUCCUUAGCUGUUAAACUUAUCAGGCUUUUACCUGGUGGAGCUAAGUACUUGAAUAAAGAACAAAAGAAGGUAAUGGAUAAGCUGACAUCUGGGACCAAGGGAAAGGAACUUUGGGCUACCGAACUUCCCAAGCAAGGUUUGGGACCUCAAGUAAUCGAGCGUAUGCUGGAAAUUAAAAAGCAGGAUAAACCUUGGGAAGGCCGUUGUUCUGGAGCAGUAUAUAUUGGUGGGACGGAGACAGAAGGUCAUUUUCGCCUUGUAAACGAGGCUUAUUGCAUGUUUGCGCAUACAAAUCCUUUGCAUCCAGAUGUGUGGCCAAGUAUUCCUCGUUUUGAGUCAGAGGUGGUAAACAUGACAGCAUCCUUUCUUGGGAGUAAACUACAAGCUUCUGGAGGGAUGGUCUGUGGUAAUAUGACAUCUGGCGGUACAGAAAGUAUUCUGAUGGCUGUGAAAACCACCCGCGAUUAUAUGAAGGCCUCACGUGGAAUCACAGCUCCAGAGAUGAUUAUUGCUGAAAGUGCACAUUCUGCCUAUGAUAAGGCGGCUCAAUAUUUCCAGAUAAAACUGCGACGCGCUCCAGUGGCAGAUGACCUGCGAGCUGAUGUGAAGGCCAUGAAACGCCUCAUCAACAAAAAUACAAUUAUGUUAGUGGCCUCCUCUCCAGGAUUUCCGCAUGGAGUGAUUGAUCCCAUUGAGGAACUAUCAGCGCUUGCUUUACAAUACAAUAUUUGUCUACAUGUCGACCUGUGUCUUGGAGGUUUUGUACUGCCCUUUGCCAAGAAGCUUGGGUACCCAAUUCCACCUUUUGAUUUUCGAGUAGCUGGAGUAACGUCCAUUUCAGUGGAUGUACACAAAUAUGGGUUGGGCCCCAAAGGCACGAGUGUUGUGCUUUACCGCAAUCAUGAACUUCGAAAGUAUCAAUUUGUAGCUGUUACGGAAUGGUCGGGAGGAUUGUAUGUGUCCCCUUCAAUGGCUGGAAGUAGAGCGGGUGCUUUAAUUGCAGCAGCUUGGGCCUCUAUGAUGUCUCUGGGGGAAAGUGGGUAUACACAGAUAACGAGGAAGUUGAUGGAAGCUGCGAGAAAUAUUAAACUGGGGAUUCCUGACAUCGAAGGGCUCUACGUUCUUGGAAAGCCUGAUAUGACUGUUGUCGCAUUUGCUUCAAAAGAACUGAAUAUUUAUAAAGUCAACGAGGCAAUGGCAGAAAAGGGCUGGAGUCUUAAUGCCUUGCAUAAACCAAGCAGUGUACACAUUUGUGUUACCCUCCAACAUGUAGAUGUUGUGGAUAAGUUUCUGGACGACUUAAAAGCCGCCGUGAAAUAUGUAAGAGACAAUCCAGGGAAGUACGAGGAUGGGAUGGCCCCAAUUUAUGGUGCUGGAGCUACAUUACCAGAUAGAGGAACGAUCCGGGAUAUUCUUGUUGACUACAUGGACAGUACCUGUUAGACUCGGUAUAACUCUCAGCACAGGAGGGGUUUUUGUUGAAUCAAUUGUUCUGCUUCUAUGAUAAGUAUUAAAACGAAAGAGGUUUUUUUUAUAUGAUAUCCUAGUUGUAUUAGGGUUAGUAUCCUGUUCGGCAUUUGUAAUUAAAGUCAAAAGUAUUAGAACCUUUUCGUAAUCAUGGCCGUGAUCCUCCUGGACAUGACGCUUAGUAUUUCAGCACCUUGUAUUGGCAAGAUUUGGAACUUUUCCUUAACUCGAACUUGUAGAAAAUAAGAAUUAAUUCUUGCCCAGGUACAUUUCUCGUUUCCAUACCGUCUAAUUUUAUCCAGAUAUAACGAUUUGCUGAGGUAUGACAUGUCGCUGGAUGAUCUCAAAAAGAGUGGUUCGCCUUCAGCAAGAUUAAUAAAGCUGCUUUGAAUUCUUA
This is a messenger RNA of Physcomitrium patens, 2155 nucleotides long. Its product is annotated as sphingosine-1-phosphate lyase. The record is from RefSeq and is a predicted model, not a curated record. Gene Ontology annotation, biological process: carboxylic acid metabolic process; sphingolipid catabolic process. Lineage: Eukaryota; Viridiplantae; Streptophyta; Bryopsida; Funariales; Funariaceae. Gene Ontology annotation, molecular function: pyridoxal phosphate binding; sphinganine-1-phosphate aldolase activity. Gene Ontology annotation, cellular component: endoplasmic reticulum.